UGGGUGUGCCCCUAACAUUUCUAAAACCCAAACCCCAGAAACCCUACUCUCCAAAACCCCGGCAACAAUUUUUCCCCCUUUCAUCUAUCCUCGGUUUGACGAUUUCGAAGAACAAAAGCGCGGGAUCCCGAAAUAAAACCCUAAACCCCAUCGUCGAUGGCGAGCGCUGCGGCCGCCAUAGAUCGAGCAGCGAGCUCGAUGACCAUCGACGAGUCUCUCUGGUGGGAUUCCUUCGUCUCUCUCUUUGAAGAGCUCGACGCCGUACCCCUUCCCUCGGAUUUCCCAGAUCACCUGGUGAAGAAAGUGAAGAGCAAUCGUGGUUGGUUCCUGGAUUCGGUUACUCGGUUCAGGAGCCCAAAUCAGGCUUCGAAGCUUGCUUUGGAUUCCCCUAAAGUGUCGAUUGGAUCUCUUAAGUUGGUUGUGAAGCCAGAGCUGAAAGAGGCAGCACUUCGAGUUAGCUCGUGCUUGUGCUUGGAUGAGGUGCAAUCAUACAUUCUCGUCAAUAGGUUUUGUGAGCUUAAUGAUUCUGUUGCUGAUUUUGAGAGCCCAGACUUUCUGCAUCUGGUACUUCUUCAGUAUUAUUAUGAAAGGCAGUGUUUGUUGAAGUGCAUCAGAUGUAUAUUUGUGCGUGCUUUAUGCUUGAGCAAUGAAUCUCAUGCAAGCGAUCCCCUUGUUCCAGAGGCUAAGCAUUUGGUUCGUGAUGGCCUGGAGAGUAGCCUGCUGUCUGUUCUUACUGACCUACUAUCAUCUGCAACUUCCGAAAAAUGUGAAGUUGAUUUUACUGUUCUUUGGCUGGAAGAAUCUGUCAUUGAAGAUAACUUGAUCUUGGACACUUUGUUCCUUGUUUAUUAUGAUAAUUUUUGUAGUUGCAGUUGUGAACAAUGGAAAAGGCUAUGCUCAGUUUUUAGGGACAUGUUAAGCGGCAAUUUUAGUAUUGGAAAAUUAGUUGUUUCACUUGAAGCUAGGAAUUCACUUGGUCAUGCAAAAUCCCAGUUGCUUCUUAUUCUUAUUGAAACCUUGGAUUUGGAAAAUCUUCUGCGGAUGGUUCAUGAUGAAGUUCCUUUUAGCCAAUUUUGUUCUAUAUUAUCACUAUCAGAUGUUCUAGAGAUGGAUCUUCUUGUUUCAAGUUUUUCUGACUUGGGUGCAAAAGAAGCUGGUCCUCUACUUCUUGUGUGGGCAGUCUUUGUUUGUCUUCUUUUGUCACUUCCUGGAAGGACAGAGAAUAAUGUGCUUAUGGAGAUUGAUCAUAUUGCAUAUCUCCGCCAAGCCUUUGAGGCUGCAGCAUUUAGUCACAUACUCGACAUUGUUCGUGGUGAUGCAUUAAGGGACUCGGAUGGCCCUAUUUCUGGUUAUUUGAGCGUCUUGAGAACAGUCGUGUCAGCAUUUAUUGCGUCCUACGAGCUUAAUCAUCAGGCAGAGGGCACGCUAAACAUAAUUUUGGAUAUUCUUUCGGAAAUAUAUCACGGGGAGGAUUCACUUUCCAUGCAAUUUUGGGACAGAGAUAGUUUUGUUGAUGGACCCAUUCGCUCUCUUCUUUAUAUGCUAGAGAGAGAAUACCCUCUUCAUACUGUUAAACUUGUUUGCUUGCUGUCAGCCCUUUGCAGUGGAACAUGGUCCUCAGAAUGUGUAUACAACUUCUUAGAGAAAAUGAGUGGUAUAACAUUACUGUCUGAGAUAACUGAUGGGUCCCAAGUUGUUGACUCCUGCAAUAUCAUUUUAGCUCCAAAUCAGUUAGAUAUUCCUUCAAUUGAAGGUCUUGUUAUCCCUAAAGGGACCUAUGGUCAGAUUUUGAAAGUUAUCGGUGCAAACACUGCUCUUGUUCGUUGGGAGUUUGCACAUUCAGGACUUUUUCUUCUGUUAUUGCGUCUGACUCAAGGGUCCAACUCAUGUAGUUAUGAAGAAAUUUCUGCUAUUCUUGAAUUGCUUGAUCGAAUGCUUUCAUCUAAUGUGGCUUUGUCUUUCAAGCUGUUGUGUUUCAAUAAAUCAGUACCUGUUGAUGCCAUUCAGAAUAAUGGAAUGAAUAAAAUGGAUGUGCGGAUUGAUCUGGUUAAAACAAUUUGCACUGUGGCCUUGAAUUUCAUCCAAUAUGUUUCUGAUUCACACGUUGUGUCCACCUGUAUCCAUAUAUUGGCAGAAAUUUUAAAGUGUGCGCCUUGUCAUGUUACUGAAGUGGUGUCAAGGUCAAAUAUUUUUGGAACUACAAAUUUCGAUUCAUCAAGUACUACAUGGUUGCUUUCUGGAGGACUUGCUCGGGCACUCACCGCUGAUAAUGAGGGAAACAGUGAUUCUCCUGAGUUGACAAUUUCAGUGCUGAAUUUUACCAUUCAGCUUGUGGAAAAAGGUGGGGAUGACAACUUGGCUUCUGCUCUGGUGGUAUUUUCUCUUCAGUAUGUCCUAGUUAACCAUAUGCACUGGAAAUACAAGUCGAAAUGUGCUCGCUGGAAAGUUACUCUGAAGGCAUUAGAUGUUAUGAAGAGCUGUAUUGAAGUAGUUAAGGUUGAUCGGAAGCUUGGCUCAACUAUCCGCGACAUUUUAUUCUUUGAUUCGUCAAUUCACAAUAUUCUUUGUCAGAUUAUCUCUGUGUCACCUACAGAAUUGGAGAAAUCAAAUAUCAGUCGCCAUUAUGAACUGAAGGAGAUUGAAAGCUUGCAGCUUGCUAUUUGUUAUGGGUUGGAUAUUGUUUACAGUUUGCUAGCUGACUUCUUGAAGUGCGAGAAGUUUCAGGAAACAUUUUCGAAGGCACCAGUCUUUAUCCAAACAAUGCUGUCAUCUACAAGCAAGCAAAUUCCUAUAGUUGAAGCAGCAGCAACAUGGAUAAAUUUCGUCCACAAUUCUGAAAUUCAAAUGGCUGCUGCUAGAGUUUUCUCAAAGCUAUGUGUUAUUGCAUCAAUUGUCCAACCAUAUAAAAUUGAAAAUGUUACCCUUGUUGUUGACGCCAUACAGAUUAAAGAGUUGCACAAAACCAUCCUCCACAUUUUCAUUGAGGAACUGGACAAAAACGAAUAUUUGCUCACAAGUAUGCUUGAGCUUCUGACUUCUGCUGCUCGGUAUCAGCCAACUAUUCUUGUUUCCUUGAUGUUGAUUGAGGAGGAUAUGAAGGCAACAACUACUAGUUCUGACAAUACAAAACAGCAGAUCUCAUUGGUGCCUUCCGUUAAGUCUGAACUCAUCAAUGCAGAAAGCAUUCUUGACUUGAUCUUAAAGUUUGUCAAGAGGUUUGAGAUUCUUUUCGAGAGUUCUCCUCAAUUGUUAUUGAGUAUUCUUAACUUGCUAAAGGCAUUGUGGGAUGGAGGUGUCCUAUAUUUGCAUAUCUUGGAGAAGAUUAGAAGCUCAGAAAUGUUCUGGAAGCAUAUAUCAUCUAUUUUAGCAGUCCAAGUGAAGAUAAAUCUUUCAGCUAAAAAUAUGAAUGUUUCUGAUGUUCAAUGUGUCUCAUGCAGGUACAUGUGCCAGGGUGCGGUUUUGGACAUUUUGUCUCGUGAAUUGUUCUUAUGGGAAAAGACGACACUGAAUGAAACACCUGAAAAAGAAACUGCUUUUGGUAAUUCAAAAGAGCACAGCGAAAAUAGAUCAAACACUGAAACAUCAAAGUCGUCAGAUGUGUCACAUCCAAGUGAAAUUCUGCCAACUUGUUUUGUAACUUCAACCAUUGAUAAUCUUAUAAGAGCAUACUCAUCUAGUGGAUGUGAUAAGGAGAUUAUUCUCCGUGCCAAGAUGGCAGUCUGCAUGUGCAUUGUGCAUUUGAUAGUUAGAUUAUCGACCAGUAACACUGGGAGUCUAUCAAUAUCAUUGGUUGAGAAGAUUUCUGCUAUCUCGAAUAAGCUAAGCAAACAUCCUGCAUUUGCAGCCCUUAUAGCACAGUAUUCAUCUUAUGGUUACAGUGAGAGCAAGCAGCUCACCCAUCUUAUAUUAAAUGACCUCUACUACCAUAUGCAAGGAGAGCUAGAAGGUCGGCACAUCAGUCUGGGUCCGUUUCAAGAGCUGUCACAUUUUUUAUUGGAAUCAGAAACCUUUCAGUGUAAAGUAUGCGAGUAUAAUGAGGAUGGAUGGCUACCUGCCAAUGCUGUUAGUAUGUUUGACACUACUCAAGUAUGCUCAGAACUUGGAUUGCAGUUAUGGGAGCACUCAGGUUGGAAGGCAUCAAUAGAGGUUGCUGACAGAAUGUUGCUACAUAUGCACGAAGCAAAUCUUGUUAUGUCUCUUUCUGUUUCUAAGUAUUCUGCUUUACAAUCUCUGGUAGCCAUCAUAUCCAUGCAGAACGGAAAGGUAUCAAAAAUAUUUGACACUGAGAUAUCCAGGACAUUUAUUGAGCCGUGCAUUAGAUUCACGUGUGAACGCCUGCAGGAAACAGAAGAUUCACUAAUUCCAGCUCUAAGCCCCCCAGAGAUUGUGCUGAAAGUUCUUGCUGGUCAAGCAGAAUUAUUGCUGUCUCUCUCCAAAAUCUUAUUUAGGCAGAAUUCAGAAAGGCGGAAGAAAUACUUGCCUCUUUCUUUGCUUAUAAUAAAAACCUCAGGCUUAGGCAUUAGGUUCCUUUCUGAUAUCCGGCCGCUAACUGAAGUCCUUAAGAAAACGAUGAAAUUCCUUUUCAUAUUGCUGUUGACAUCAAUGGAAUUCAUUUACCUUAAGGCACAUGGAGAAAAUACAUCAGUUGUAGAAAUUGAUCAGGUUGCUGAGGCGUCUCUCACAAGUAUUGCUCUUUUACCUAUGCUGUGCAAGUAUAUUGAGCACACUGAGUUCUUUGAUCUUUCAGUGGCGUCAAUAGAUUUAAUGUUGAAGGGUUUUCUGGGCUCUAACACUUCAUUGCCAAUUCUAGAGAGUCAUCUUCAGUUGCAGCAUAUCAUUCAAAGGAUUCAGCAGAAAAAUGCUGCAUUUUCUAUUCGCAUAACCUUGAAUUUCCUGUUAACCUUGGCACAAACCAAAACUGGUGCUCAAAUGCUUUAUGUUGGAAACAUAUUUUCAGCACUAAAGGUGUUGCUCAGUUACUCACUGGGUGAUAACUCUUUCACAAAUGCUUCCAACAGAAGUGAUGUUUCAGUCGUUAUCAACAGUGAUGAAAUCCCCAUGCAAUUGUGGGUACUUUGUUUAGCAAUAAUCACAUCUAUGAUCCAUUCGUUGGGUGAUGAUCCCUCUUGUACUGACAUUUUGGACAGGGCCAUUCACUACUUCUUUUAUGAGAAAGCUUAUGUUGUGUCACACUAUCUUUCUGUGCCAAGUUCUCCAUCUGAUGAUGACAGCAAGAAGAGAACUCAAAAUCAGAGUACAGGGACAUCCCUAACAUCUCUGAAACUAACCGAGCAGUUUCUUGAGCUUGUGUGUGUUCUUGCAGGGCAUCAGUCCUCAUGGAGCAAGGGUAUGAAAGAAAUUGACUCCGAACUUAGAGAGACAUGCAUUCAUCUUUUAGCCUUCAUAAGCAAGGGAAUUCAACGCAUUGGAGAUUCAUCAAAUAAGGCUAUGCUUCUUUUCUGCCCACCAACAUUAAAAGAAGAGAUCAAACUUAAUGAAAGACCAUCGUUUUCUGGCAGCAAACAGGGAUGGUUCAGACUUUGUGCAAUUGGACUACCAGGGAAAAUUAAAGCUUCCGGUGUUUCAAGCAAGGAUAUAGCCCUGGUAACUAAAUAUCAGGCCAAUGGGAAUGAUCUGGUCCACCAAACUCAUUUUUCUGAUACAGUAUCCGUACAGAUAUAUAGAAUUGCUUUUCUUCUUCUGAAAUUUCUUUGCAUGCAAGCUAAAGCUGCAGCACAGAGGGCGGAGGAGUUAGAGUUGUUAGAUCUUGCAUAUUUUCCUGAGCUCCCAAUGCCUGAGAUUAUGCAUGGAUUACAGGACCAAGUAAUUGCUAUCGUAGUUGAAGUGUGCGAAUCCCACAGACAAAAGUCCAUGCAGGCUGAAACAGAAAGUUUGUGCCUCAUGCUACUACAAAUAUUGGAGAAAUCAUUGUAUUUGGAGCUGUGUGUCUCACAAUCAUGUGGGAUCCGCCCAGUUUUGGGCCGCAUUGAAGACUUUUCCAAGGAGAUCAAGCUACUGAUGCAAGUGACAGAACAACAUUCAAAUUUUAAAGAAUCAUUGAGGUCACUGUAUAAGAUUAUUUCACUGGUGUACCCUGGAUUAGCGAGAAGUGGCAAUCCUAUGAAAUGUUAAAUGUAUAUUUCUGAGAUCGGUUUUAUUUUCAUGUAGCAAUUGUUAAUCAAUAGUCUACACUCGCACCCAUGUACAUGUAAAGAUUGGAUCAGGGAGAAACAUGACAAAUCUCAAGGUGAAAGCAUUAUUAAAUCAUUUUGGAAUGUAUUUAAGGCUUGAAGCUUACAUGUUGAUAUGUUACUGCUAUCUCUGUCGCCUGUA
This is a messenger RNA of Asparagus officinalis (garden asparagus), 6333 nucleotides long. RefSeq lists its product as uncharacterized. The transcript has 33 exons. Gene Ontology annotation, molecular function: structural constituent of nuclear pore. Gene Ontology annotation, biological process: RNA export from nucleus; protein import into nucleus. Bases 157 to 6132 code for a protein of 1991 amino acids. Lineage: Eukaryota; Viridiplantae; Streptophyta; Magnoliopsida; Asparagales; Asparagaceae. Gene Ontology annotation, cellular component: nuclear pore inner ring. The record is from RefSeq and is a predicted model, not a curated record.